This is a messenger RNA of Xiphophorus hellerii (green swordtail), 813 nucleotides long. RefSeq names its product cornifelin homolog B-like. The transcript has 4 exons. The record is from RefSeq and is a predicted model, not a curated record. Bases 134 to 520 code for a protein of 128 amino acids. NCBI's taxonomy places the organism in Eukaryota, Metazoa, Chordata, Actinopteri, Cyprinodontiformes, Poeciliidae.
CCAUUGUCUUGCCUCACUUCUCUGAAAAGUGAAACUUAAUUUGCCUCCAUCAGUUCACACUCUGCAACCCAGCAAGAACACGGCGCUCCCCACGCUGCUUUUGUUCCCCCCCGCAAUUCAGCUUUAAAAAGGCAUGGCUUACGUACCCCAGACUCACCAGGUGGUGACGGUCACCCAGCAGGGUCCAGGCAGAUGGAGCACCGACCUCUGCGACUGCUGCGCCGAGAUGGGCACCUGUUGCUGUGGGUUGUGGUGUUUCCCCUGCAUGCAGUGUGAGACUGCCAGUAAGUACGGCUGGUGCUGCCUGAUGCCCUGUCUGGACUUCUGUGGCAUUGUGUCCUGCAUACUCCGCUCCAACAUCAGAGAGCGUCACAACAUUCCCGGGUCAGGCUGCGAUGACUGUUGCAAGGUGAUGUGGUGCUACCCCUGCGUUUGGUGCCAGAUGAAUCGAGAGCUGAAGAUCCGCGCCCGCAAUCCAUCAAGCGCCACCGUAGUCACCACUCAGGUCGGCAGGAUGUAGCCUGCAGACAUGGAGGUGGCUCCACCGCCAUACAUUUUCCAUACAUACAUGGUUCAUACGUUUCAUAUUUUGUUGUUUCACCAUCGUUCAGCGUUAUUGAUUGGAGUUUGAUUUGAUGAAAAGAGAAGCAUUGCUGUUAAGCUGUGUGAAUGCAUCUGUAACAAGCCAACUUUGCUUUGUUUUGUCACCCUUCUGUUUAAGAUCUUCUAUGAUGAGUGAAUAGGUGUCACAUUAACAUAUUUGAUAUUUUUCUGCUCUUUGUUCCUUAAUAAAAUAGUUCCUUCAAGUCUUAA